This is a messenger RNA of Ramularia collo-cygni, 177 nucleotides long. RefSeq lists its product as uncharacterized. Bases 1 to 177 code for a protein of 58 amino acids. The transcript is spliced from 2 exons. The record is from RefSeq and is a predicted model, not a curated record. Lineage: Eukaryota; Fungi; Ascomycota; Dothideomycetes; Mycosphaerellales; Mycosphaerellaceae.
AUGCCGUCGAGAAUGUUCACCAACGACGUGCACGCUAAACGAGACGAUCUCGCGAUCCAGCAAGAUGCUGUAGAUGCAGAAGCAGGUAUCGUGACGAAGCUUGAUGUCGUGCCCAUCGCUGUGAAGAGCAGUAGCGGACGCUGCUCCGAUUCUUCAAGCAUCCAAGUUGGUAUGUGA